UUAAUUUUUCAAUUCAGCGUUGACCUUUUCCAGGAGAUUUAUAAAUUAACUAUACAAAACCGUGUUUAAAUGUCAAUUAUGUACGCGUAAACGAAACAUAUCAUACACAAGGUAUAUUUAACUGUAGUAGUGUAAUGUGAAUAUCGAUGAAGACGAGCGAUGUUUGGGAGGAAGGGGAAGAGACGGCGAUGAGGGUAAUGUGGGUGCUGCUGGUGGUGGGGAUGGUGGGGGGAGUGGGGGGGAGUGAGUUCCCGGAGAGGGAGUGCUGCGACCCGGUGUACCCGCCGAACACGGCGACGACCGCGGCGGCGCCGGUCACAGUUCCUGUCAGCAAGGCAGCAGGGCCGUACAUAGGGGAGAAAGGAGUACCCGGAGUAAAGGCGAUGGCGAUCCUCAACUGCCUGCUGGCCCGCCAGCUGUGCUUCGAGGACGCCUCGUGCUCCGCCAUCCUUGAGAUCAUCCCGCGCGUCUGUGGCUCCGAACUUGUGGCAUGCUCGACGGUGACGGUGACCAAGUGCCAGGCGGCGCUGCGGACCCUGCAGGCGUUCCCGUUCUUCAAGCCGACCUGCCUCUGUCGCGAGCCCAACGUGGACCCCGAGUGCAACUCCUUUCGCGACUUUCUGUUUGAUCAUCCUUGCGUCUUCGUCAUGAAGAAGGAGAAAGACCCCUACCCCGUGGAAACCCUGCCGACUUGCACAUACGCCCUGAGUGUCUGCCACAACGAGAAAGCCUGCUCUGUACUGUUUGACCGCUUCAAGAACGCUUGCAAGGCCCGUGAUGGGGAGUGUCGUAUGGAAGACCGAGAGGCCUGCCGCGAGGCCUGGGCCGGCCUCCGCCUGUCCCCCCUCUUCGGCUGCAUCUGCCCCAACACGCACAUGAAGAAACGCUGCGAUCGCAUCUUCGCCGUCGUCAACCACAACCCCUGCGUCGUAAAACUGAUGUCGGACGGCCGGAACCCGAACCGGACGGGGGCCGGCGUGACCUCGUGGAUCGGGGGUAUGUCCAUAACACAGGAUGGGAACCUGAUCGCCCCCGACAAAAUAAUCAGCCACGUCCAUCGAUACGCAAGCCCCCACUACAACCCCCACGGACACCAUUACCACCGCUGGAACCACGAGCCGGGGGGAAGUGAAGAUCCGCUAUACGCCACAAAGACCGUCUACGGACCAGGAUAUAUUGAUGAGAACCAGAGGAUUGGCAAAGAGAACGGUAAAGCAGGUGACGACAAGGUGGCGCUCCAAUCGACAUGCCACGUGGCCCUGGAGACCUGCAUCAAGGACAACGAGUGCUCCACGACCCUGGAUCCUGUGCUGCAGAACUGCCACGCGACCAACUGCGACCGGGAAGGCUGUAUGGCGGCGCUGAGGGGGUUCUAUAGGAAGCCGGGGGUGCAUUGGAACACGGAGAUCGCCUUUUGCCUGUGCAAGAAAACUGUCAACAAGGAGGACUCAUGCAUGCGUGCCCAAGAACAACUCCAUCCGUCUUGUGCCCAACGUCCACCCUCGGGACAGCCGCUACCAGCCUGCCACACUCUCGCCCAUGCCUGCCGCGAGGAACCCGAGUGCAGACUUCGCCUAGAGAACUACGAGCAAUGGUGCGCCGUGGACGCCGUGACUCAAGGCUGCGCGGGCGCACCCGCGGCCUGCCGCGCCGCCGUGCUAGCCGUGCUCGGGACUCAACUGCGGGCCGCUUGCGCGUGCAGGGGCACGGACUUUGCGCAGCUGUACGAUUGCCUCGGCUGGCAGAGGCUGCUGUGGCUGAAUCCUUGCGUCGUGGAAUCCCAGAGCGACUACCACGUGAAGACCUACGGCAAUAUGAUCACCACCUCACUCUACGACGACGGUAUCGUCACCGUGGCGCCCGCGCCGGCGGUACACCACACCACCAACCACCACCGCCACACCACCCACGUGGCGCAGGUCGUUCCUCCUCAACCACAGGAUAACCGCCUCAGCCCGAUCACCACCCGCUCCGACCAGACCAUCCGCCCCGAAAUCCCGGAGGAGAUCUCCGAGCCCGUCGCCCCGGUCAUCAUCGAGACCACCGAGGCCCCCACCACCACUACCACAACCACUACCACUACCACUACGACUACGACUACUACGACUACAACUACGCCUCGACCGACGACGACGCUGGAGCCGACGAAGUAUUGUAUAGUGAAGAAGCCUGAGAGCGAUGAUGAGGCGCAGUAUAUUAAGAUGGGGGAGACCAGGAGGCUGUACCGCUCCGCCGAGCUCGCCGAAUGCACGGACCUGUGCGUGUGCGAGCACAGUCUGCAAGUGUCCUGCAAGGUGGCUUGCGUGCCCCGGGCGCCGUGUUCCUCCCGCCUCGCACAUUACUCGCACGCCGCGCCAGCCUACCAGGCUUACAGAGGACGGUGCUAUUGCUACUCGGGCUCGUUCAUCUGCAUGAGGCCUAAUCCUGGAGAAUACAAGCUCCCCGAAGGCGUGUACUUGCUGCUCGGGUUCAGCUCGGUGGACGAAGCCCUCCUGCGACCGCACACCGGGCUAGGGGCCGAGGAUGCUGUCAGGUUGCUGCAGACUUACUUGCAUACGGUGCAGCGAGAGACGAACUGCACCCUGACGUUGUUCAACAUCAGCAACGAGAACGUGAUCAUCUCGGCUAGCGUCCCCGCCAAGGAGCAGGACGCGCUCAAGGAGGCCGGGGAGCCCUUGCUUGACAAGGAAAAGGAGGAGUGCAUCGACGUCCUAAAGAUCGUCAAAGCUCGCAUCAACUCCCAGCACGAGGACAUCUCCUCCCACCUGCUCCUAUCCAUCUUCAAGAUCGCCGAGGUGGACGUGGUGUACCCGACUCCCCCCAGCUCCGCCAUCGCCGCCACCAGGCCCAUCAAGGACCUCUACAUCUUCAUCACCCUCGCCACUAUCCUUCUCAAUCUCAACAUCCUCAACACUAUCAUCGUUAAGAUCGUCAAUUCUUUAUCGAAUUUAUUCGAGAUUGCUACAUCGGGCGUUCCAGACAAAUAUUUUUCGGAUUUUAUAUCUACAUUAAAGGGUGUUAGCACAGUAGCUGUUGUAAAAUACAUUGGUACUCCGCACCGCGCACUCGCUUUAGGUAUCGCACCGAAACACGAUGAAAAAUUAGAAAUAAGUUAUAUAGAUGUACAUAAUUAUAAGGAAAUAAAACAUAUCAUAAAAGCUGUGAGUAUUACAAUAUUUACUAAUUUUAAUGUACUUGUUGCUGAUGUAAUUAUACCUAAAUAUUUUUCUAGAGAUGUGUAUUACGAAAUUGUAUGUACUAUUGAUUCGGAGAUGCUUUUUGGUGAUUUUAGUUUUGGAAAAAUCGCGUCCUCUUCUUAUGGGAUUGUAAAAUCCGUUAGCUUAGGACUGAAUCUAGUAGUAGUAUGAAGACUGAGCAGUACUAACGUAUAGUUAAAUGUAUUUGGUUUCGUUUCGACUUAGAUCUGGUGCUUGUAGGUCGAUCUUUAAGGCUGGGUUUUGUAAAUAGGAGUUAUUGCGCCUUUUACACUGUUAGACGUUCGUUCCACACUGACGCCUGCGGUGGAGCUACAGACAAAUGGGAUAUCAUACGGACUGUUAAACGUAUUAAAAAUA
Cydia amplana is the source of this 3575-nucleotide messenger RNA. RefSeq names its product GDNF family receptor alpha-4 (gene Gfrl). The transcript is spliced from 16 exons. The record is from RefSeq and is a predicted model, not a curated record. Gene Ontology annotation, biological process: nervous system development. Lineage: Eukaryota; Metazoa; Arthropoda; Insecta; Lepidoptera; Tortricidae. Gene Ontology annotation, molecular function: signaling receptor activity. Gene Ontology annotation, cellular component: external side of plasma membrane; signaling receptor complex. Bases 147 to 3368 code for a protein of 1073 amino acids.